CCUAAUUGUUGUGAUAAACUUAUUAAAUAGAUGAGCUAUGUUUUACCACAUGAAGUUGGAACACGAAGUGCUCCUCCAUCCGAGAUACUUCGGGCCCAAACUAAACACUACUCUGAGGGCGAAGUUGCUGAGUGAGGUGGAGGGUACAUGCAGUGGCAAGUAUGGAUUCAUAAUCUCAGUCACCACUCUGGACACCAUUGGCUCCGGUUACAUUCAACCUGGAAGGGGAUUCGUGUUGUAUCCCAUCAAGUACAAGGCAAUCGUUUUCAGACCGUUCAAGGGCGAAGUUCUAGAAGCUGUAGUGACUCAGGUGACUAAAUUGGGCAUCUUCACAGAGAUAGGCCCCAUGGCCUGCUUCAUCAGCAAACACGGCAUCCCUUCCGAAAUGGACUUCGUGUCAGACGACAAGAAGCCAAGAUACAAGUCCAAAGACGAAACAGAGGUCAUUGACCUCGGAAGUACAAUAAGAGUCAAGUUGAUGGGCACGAGAAUUGAUGCAAAUGACAUUUUCGCUAUCGGAACUCUUUUGGACGACUUCCUCGGACCCGUUUAGAGUUUAUGGAACCGACUUUUUCUCUGAUUUUCUGCUCCAAGCGCGCAAUUUUAGAAAAGGAGGAGCUGAAUGCGUUUGUACUUUCUAUUGCAUAGAGUACUUUGGACAAGAGUUGUAUUCAAACUUCAGUGAGACAAUUUACCUGUCUGCUGAAUCAAAGGGCAUUGUUGUAAAAUGUAUUUAUGCGUUUACUUUUUGUCAAAUUGUUCUACGUGGCUUUCAUAUGACAUAAUUGAAACGAAUCU
Messenger RNA from Symsagittifera roscoffensis, 798 nucleotides. RefSeq names its product DNA-directed RNA polymerase II subunit RPB7-like. Bases 38 to 553 code for a protein of 171 amino acids. Gene Ontology annotation, molecular function: translation initiation factor binding; single-stranded DNA binding; single-stranded RNA binding. The transcript is spliced from 3 exons. Gene Ontology annotation, biological process: DNA-templated transcription; transcription initiation at RNA polymerase II promoter; positive regulation of translational initiation. The record is from RefSeq and is a predicted model, not a curated record. Gene Ontology annotation, cellular component: RNA polymerase II, core complex; P-body. Lineage: Eukaryota; Metazoa; Xenacoelomorpha; Acoela; Convolutidae.